UGAGUUUCAUCCAAUCAAAUCUCUCGACUGGCGAUACGCUCGGGACGCGUCGCGUUUCGGUCGCUGUAGCUACGCGCUAGGCCAGACGAGCAGUAUGGCGGAAGAAGAGAGUGAAUUUGAGUUGGAAGAUUUUAAAAAAGAAUUGAAGAGUUUAUUUGUCAGUAGUUCAAGUGAAGAAUACGGACUUCAAAGCAAGUUAUAUUGUGUACGGUUCUGUAAGUUGGUGGAGGUGUAUUCAGGACGAUGGCAGGUACCCUUGCCACAGCUGCAGGUGCUCCAGACUGCUCUAUGUUCCUUUGUCCAAGCCUCGGCCUGCUUCCCGUCUGACUGUGAACAUGUAUGCUACACACUGAGUAGCCUUGCCCUGAGUGCUUUUGAGCUCUUGCUGUUUUUGAACAGAAAUAAGAUCCUGCAGGAUCCCUUGAAAAAAAAAAUCCUUGAUUCGUUCCAGGAAUGUUUUUCCCAGCUGGAGAGACACCAGAACAUCCACCUGCUGCAGGUGGGACAGAUCAUCAGAGAGAAGGGACCGUGGACCAACCCCAUACUACAGGCCAUCCUGAAGGACUCACAACUGCCCCGGGAUGAAGUGGACCGCUACCUAGGCUCAGAGGUGCCAGUGUUCUUUGAGCUGCGUGUUCGUUACCUGCUGUCCAGUGAGAUGUUCACCGAGGCGGUGGUCUUGGCUAAGACCUGCUCUCAGCAUCCCGUUGCCGGGCGACACCUGUUCUUCCGACAGGCCUACCUCACCUGCCUGUUGAAGGCAUCGCUCCCUCGCCAUAUGCACGAAGAGAUGUCUGACAUCGACGGUAAAGACGCUGUGGAUAUCGUGUGUAACACAGAGAGUGAGGAGAGUGACGAGACGCUCCUGGCCCUCUGCACAGCCUUCCUCUCUCAGCAGCUACACCGGGGAGACCUGUACUGCAUGUGGUGAGCCUCGUCUAUACACAUCAUACUGGUCUGUGUUCUAUAGGGGAGACCUGUACUGCAUGUGGUGAGCCUCGUCACUGUCUAUACACAUCAUACUGGUCUGUGUUCUAUAGGGGGGAGACCUGUACUGCAUGUGGUGAGCCUCGUCACUGUCUAUACACAUCAUACUGGUCUGUGUUCUACAGGGGGGAGACCUGAACUGCAUGUGGUGAGCCUUGUCACUGUCUAUACACAUCAUACCGGUCUGUGUUCUACAGGGGGGACGUGUGUAUGGUACCGGUCUGUGUUCUAUAGGGGAGACCUGUACUGCA
Messenger RNA from Oncorhynchus tshawytscha (Chinook salmon), 1238 nucleotides. RefSeq names its product zinc finger protein 292-like. The coding region runs from base 95 to 931 and encodes 278 amino acids. Gene Ontology annotation, molecular function: DNA-binding transcription factor activity, RNA polymerase II-specific; DNA binding. Lineage: Eukaryota; Metazoa; Chordata; Actinopteri; Salmoniformes; Salmonidae. The record is from RefSeq and is a predicted model, not a curated record. The transcript is spliced from 6 exons. Gene Ontology annotation, cellular component: nucleus. Gene Ontology annotation, biological process: regulation of transcription by RNA polymerase II.